AUGGGCCAGGGGCUAAAUGAAACGGUGAUUGGGAAGGCCAGACAGCUGCCGUCAGUGGACUGGCAGCACCAUUUCGCUGCCGCCAUGGAGUUGAUUAAGCUACGUGGUGGUCUGGCAAGUCUUGCGCAUUCCUCCGAGUACCUGAAGCCCUUGAUACUUCAUCUUCUCAUCCUGGGGAUCAUGGCCAACACGACUACUCCUCCAUCACAACAUAUUCCACCCACAUCGCAACUCGAACUGAUUGACAUCAUGACAGAGCUAUACGGAGAUGGUAUAUACCCGAUCCUCCUAUGCCCUCCAUACCUCCUAAUGGAUGUAAUCAAGAUCAACAACCUCCGCUUCCAAACGACAUCGGCCCCCAUAACCGAAAUCACACGAGCGACAGCACACGAGAUACUUGAGCACAUCGAGGCCUUCUCGCCCGAAGACUGGACCGGCACCAACCCCGACGCCCGAGAGGACUGGUUGCUCCUAGGACGCAUGUACAAGUCCUCCGUAGCACUGUACUGUAUCUCGUCUCUUCAAAGCCUCUUCAUCGUUCCCUCCAGCAAGUAUUAUACUGCUAUGAGGACUGUACAUGGGACUCGUCUAUAUACUCUUCUUCCAAAGGUUACCCGCCGCUCCCGCAUCAAGCAUCUCGCGAUAUGGCCACUGGUCGUAGCGGGGAUGCAAGCGGUUGAUGCGAGCCCUAAUGUCCGUCAUAUCGUUGACGAGCAAUUGUCAGAUCUGAGCAAAAUCAUGGGGUGCCCAACGCCUAUGUUGGCGAGUGCUGUGUUCCAUAGGUUUUGGACUUCGGGGCAAACAGGGUGGGAUGAGUGCUUUGAUAAAGCAUACGUGUUUGUGACAUAG
Molecule: messenger RNA, 849 nt
Organism: Aspergillus pseudotamarii
Lineage: Eukaryota; Fungi; Ascomycota; Eurotiomycetes; Eurotiales; Aspergillaceae
Exons: 2
Coding region: 1-849 (282 amino acids)
Source: RefSeq, a predicted model, not a curated record